AGUAACAUCUACAGACUGAGGAACAGAUAAUGAAGCAGUUAUCAUCCUGCUGCAAACACAAGCAGUGACACAUAAGAACGACUCUGCAACCAGCAAUAAGCAAGCUGAGAAAAUGUCUGAAGAGUGGCGGAAGUUGGGGUUCGACACCAAGGCAGUCAAGUUAGGAUACAAACCGGAAGUGUCUAACGACUACAGCCUGGUGCCUCCCAUUGGUCUGUCCACUACCUUCGAGCAGGACGACCCAUCUUCACACAGGGGGUUCCUGUACGUGCGCCAAAAUAAUCCUUCGCGGCAGAUACUUGAGAAGGGCUUUGCCUUGCUGGAGGACGCCAAAUACGGCCUCUGCUUCUCCUCGGGCACCAGCGCCAUCAGCGCCGUUGUGCAGCUGUUGAACACCGGAGAGCACAUCGUGUCGUCUGAGAUCAUUUUCGGGGGUACAUACCGCUACUUUGACAGGAUAGCCGGAAGAGUGGGCAUCAGCACCACAUACGUAGAUGCCACGGAUCCGAAGAACGUGGAACGUGCGUUGCAGGACAACACGCGCCUCGUGUUCCUGGAAACUCCAUCCAACCCUCUGUUGAGUCUGUGCGACAUUGCCAAGAUUGCAGAAAUCGUGCACAGGAGGAAAGACAUUUUGUUUGCUGUGGACAAUACAUUCCUCACUCCCUACUUUCAGAGGCCGCUUGAACUGGGCGCUGACAUCUCGGUGUACUCGGUGACCAAGUAUCUGAACGGACACACAGAUGUCUGCAUGGGCGCCAUGUGCUUCAACGACGACUCACUCUACCCUCGACUGCGAUAUCUGCAGAACAAUGCCGGUAUUGGCUCCUCGCCGUUCGACUGCUACCUGGUUCAUCGUAGCCUCAAGACGCUGCCAGUCCGCCUCAGACGCCACAUGAAGAGUGGCCUCAAGGUGGCGCAGUUCCUGGAGUCCCACCCUUUGGUUACGAAGGUUCUGUGUCCGUGGCUCCCGAGCCAUCCUCAGCACGAACUCGCUAAGCGCCAGACCUCAGGAUAUACGAGCAUGAUUUCCUUCUACGUCAAGGGCGGCCUACAGGAAACCAGCGCGCUGCUUAAGAAGUUCCGCGUUAUCAACAUGGCCGGUAGUCUUGGCGGUGUCGAGAGCCUGGCGGAGAUUCCGUCGGUGCUGAGUCACGCCACCUAUCCGGCUGAGGAGAGGGUGCGGAUGGGAAUCACAGACAACCUUGUGAGGCUUUCCGUGGGGCUGGAAGAUCCUGACGAUAUCAUCGCUGACCUGGACCUGAGCUUACGCUCAGCCUUGGAGUGAAGACUUCUGUGACAUGUGGAAAAACAUCAACUACUUUACCAUUAACACUGAGCAGUGUAACUUGCAUUAAAUAGUUGUCUCGAUUUUAGUGACUAUAGACAGCGUUGGGAUUGGUAAUUAGAUUUAUUGAAAUUUACA
This is a messenger RNA of Cryptotermes secundus, 1426 nucleotides long. Its product is annotated as cystathionine gamma-lyase. The transcript is spliced from 8 exons. The record is from RefSeq and is a predicted model, not a curated record. Gene Ontology annotation, cellular component: cytoplasm. Gene Ontology annotation, molecular function: pyridoxal phosphate binding; cystathionine gamma-lyase activity. NCBI's taxonomy places the organism in Eukaryota, Metazoa, Arthropoda, Insecta, Blattodea, Kalotermitidae. Bases 113 to 1288 code for a protein of 391 amino acids. Gene Ontology annotation, biological process: transsulfuration.